AUGAAUUCGAUUACACAUAUAUGUACGAUGAUAAACUCAAAUAAAAUUAAUAUCGAUGACGUUAUUGAUGGAAUCAAGCGAAAACUACUAGAUAGUGAUACACGUAUUAAUCGACAAAUACUUUCCACGAUCUCAACGAAAGGUAACAGCGCUGUUAUAAAACACAUCAAGCAAAGUGGUGACAUCGGUGGAGCACUUCAAAUAUUGAUCGAAAAAGAUGCGCUCGGCCUAAUUACAAUUGAAGCUCGUCAACUUUUUCAACGUUUUGAAUUUCAUAGAACUUUUGUUAGUGAUUCACCAAAAUCUACAUCAAGUUCGACGAUUGAACCACGAUAUACAUCUCCAUAUCGUCCAAGCGAUAUUACGGAUCAUGGAACAGCAUCUGGCAUAGGGCUUAGUCCAACUGAAGUAGCUAGGUCGUGGUUACAUAAGAAAUUCCGGAACACAACGAAAUUUCCUUUUCCACGUGAAAAAUUGCUCAUUAAAGAUCAUAAUCAAUCUUCUAUCAAAUGUCCUGCAGCGGAUAGGACAUCAUGUAAUAUAACCUUUCCUGAUUCAUUGGAUGUAGCAAAUGUAGCCACGUUAUUGGGGCAUACAUACCAAUUCCAUAAGCCGGUGUAUGAAUACAUCACAGAAAGCUAUGAAGCGUGGUGUGAAGAGAAACACGAUACACCAUCAUCAACUUCUGAAGUGUUGUUAACAAGUACAGUUGGCAAGGAUUUAUUUGAAAAAGGUUCCAAAAAAAUACAGUCAUCGCUAUUAUUAUUACCGGCAACGACAUCAAACGAUAUGAAAUUUGCAUCAUCGGUAUGUUGA
Molecule: messenger RNA, 816 nt
Organism: Rotaria socialis
Lineage: Eukaryota; Metazoa; Rotifera; Eurotatoria; Philodinida; Philodinidae
Source: the annotation of a GenBank genome assembly